AUGCCCAUGACCGACGAGACCGACCACAGUGGCGGGGUCAUCUUAGAUGGCCCUUUUGACCCUGACGCGCAAGCCACUGUGACUGAUUUCAUAGAUUACACGGAGUAUCUUCCAGCUGAUCUCAUGCGCUCCCUGACCCUCAUCCGAGGCCUCGAUAAUCGCUACCUCGACUCCGCGCAAGAAGUACACAACCUGAGCAAAACCUACGGCCAGCUCCCCGACCUUCCCCUCGAUGAGCGCCCAAGCGCGAUCUCCUUGCGCCGUGAAAUCUCGCAUCAACUGGACCGUGCCGUCAAUGCCCGCGAAUCCGCCUAUGCAGAGGCCUGCCGCCUCUACGAUGUCGUGGAUCGCCACUUCGACCGCUUGAGCUGCAUUCGACAGAAGCUAGAAACACUUCCACGACCCCCUUCAGUGGAGCCAUCGCCGCCGCCAGAACCUACCCCGAAGCGCGCGCGCAAGGACAAGAAAUCGGGCGGGUCCACAACGCGUAUCACCCUGCGCCUGGAUAAUCGCAAGAAGAGCGGAACCCAGAAGUCGAGGUCGCGACGCGUGGGAAUAGAGCAAUUUGCCGACUUUAAUCCGGAUUCCCCAAUUGCUAGCACAGAGCAGUCCGAUGCAGAUGCGGAAUUGCCUCCUGUUCAUAAACCCAGGCCCCCAAAGAAAGAGAAGCAGCGACGCCCUAGCUCAGGGGUUGCAGCCUCGACAGCUAUUGCUAUUGCAUCGUUGAAACCCCCGCCCCCAGAUGCGCAGAUUGGCAGUGAAGAUCUGCCUUGGAUGAGACUGACGGACUGGGAAAUGACUAGACUGCGAAAGAAGAUGAAGAAGAAUGCCAUGUGGCAGCCUAGUGAUGUCAUGAUCCAGCGUGAGUUGGCACUUUCAGGUCGUGGCUGGGAGGCAUACCGAGUUGCGAAACUCUUGGCCGAAGAGACUGGGGCUCCUUUCCUUGAUUGUGAUAAUAUAGAAGAAAAUCAUCGGGGCGAGAAGCUAAAAGAUAUGGAAGAAACCAAGCUGAGCAACCGAGGCAUGAAGUUGAAUGAGGCGAAGAAACUGAAACGUGAAUUGUUGGCGCGAGAAGCGGCAGCUAACGGAGGAGAUAUAGCCAUUAGCACUAAACCAGCUCCUGCUCAAGGAAACUCGGCAAACCGAUCAUCACGAAAGAGAAAGCGAGAGGAAAUCGCAGUUGAGGAUGAUGUAUUGGACUCGGCUCUCGAGUCUGUUUCUGUACCAACACCAGUGCCGGCACCAUCGUCGAAAUCACGCCGCAGAUCUGACCGAGGGGCUCCCAGCAGUGGAUCAGCAGAUGCGACGAAUGCACCGGUGCCUGAAAUUGCACCCCUGGAACCUGCUGAAGUAAAGGUAUCACCGCCAUUGCCUUCGCCAACUGGAUCAAAACGUUCUGUCAAAUCAGCUGUUCAACCGGUCACAACACCUACUCCACCAGUCACCCGGCCCUCUUCCAGACGGUCUGCAGCCGCGGCACUGAGCGAACCCAGAGGCGCAUCAGGUGCCUUCCCUAUUGCGAUAGCUGGCGGCCGAGAUCUUCGGAUUAAAAGUGCUACUCCUGCUCGCAAAACCCCGGUUCGAGAGACGUCUCAUGCCCCCAGCGUUCCUGCUCCUGCGCGCCGACGAAAACGCCCCGCUCCUGGCCCAGUUUCCACUGGCCAGGACGGUGGCGCGGCUGUUAGUUACGGUCAUCGUAAGGCGAAACCAAGCAAGAAGCGCAUUCUGGUUCCCAACUCUCAGGAUGUUCGUGUUGAUGAGGAUGGGGUCCUUGAGGAGAUCAAUGCCAACGAGCCGCGUUACUGUCUUUGUGGGGAUGUGAGCUUUGGAACCAUGAUCUGCUGUGAAAACCAAGAUUGUGAUCGUGAAUGGUUCCACCUUGACUGUAUUGGUCUAUCCGAGGUGCCUUCGCGCACGGCCAAAUGGUACUGUCCAGAGUGCCGCGUCAAGUUUAGCAAGGGUUCAGAUGGGAUUGUUAGGGGUGGAUCGCGGCGCUGA
Molecule: messenger RNA, 1998 nt
Organism: Penicillium odoratum
Lineage: Eukaryota; Fungi; Ascomycota; Eurotiomycetes; Eurotiales; Aspergillaceae
Product: putative PHD finger domain protein
Exons: 2
Coding region: 1-1998 (665 amino acids)
Biological process (GO): regulation of DNA-templated transcription
Cellular component (GO): Rpd3L complex; Rpd3L-Expanded complex; nucleus
Source: RefSeq, a predicted model, not a curated record